This is a messenger RNA of Parnassius apollo (apollo), 1824 nucleotides long. Lineage: Eukaryota; Metazoa; Arthropoda; Insecta; Lepidoptera; Papilionidae. The record is from the annotation of a GenBank genome assembly.
AUGCUGGUGACCUAUUUGGAAGCCAGCCGGGACCUAUGCGAGACGGACUCAAUUCUCUUUGGCGCCGCACUGGCAGUCUGCCGUAUUAUAGGCGCCAAACUUUCCACGGCUGCACGCACUACUGGACAAAGUAGUGCUAUCCCAGCCUGGAGAACAAGAAUUAUUGAAGAACGUAUCACAAAGGCUAGGGCCCUCAUCGGCAGACUUAUAUGCUUCAGGUCAGGCAAUACCAGGCCAAGGAUUGUGCGCACCGUCAGGAAGGCGUUUGCAUGGACAAAUGUUAGUUUGUCCCAGCCGGAUAUAAUGCAAAAACUGACGGAGCGCAUAGACGACCUGAAGCAGAGAAUCGCUGCUUGGGGUAAGCGGAUUCGGCGAUAUACCGAGAGGUCGACACGGUUCAACCAGAAUCGUCUCUUCGAGAGUUAUCAGAAGAGGCUCUAUAAAUCAUUGGAGCGACCAAUGGUAAGUGGAACGGGCCCAGUACCGAAUCAGGCCGACACGGUCGCAUUCUGGCGCAGCCUGUGGUCAGAGCCCAAAAACCACAACGAGGGCCCUUGGAUGGAAGUUGGGGCGAGUCAGUGUGCGAGUAUUAUGCCCAGGGACCCCGUCAGCAUAACGCCGGAUGACGUAGCUGAGGCGGUCCGUAGGGCCCCGAACUGGAAAAGUCCGGGACUCGACGAGCUGCAUCACUACUGGCUGAAGGCGUUCGUGGGCCGCUGCCUGGGGGGUCGCCGGGGCGCGUCUGGAGCUGGCGCUGGACGCGGCAGCUUGCGGGCCGCCAGCCGAGUGCGAGGAGCUGCACGAUCACCUAGCAGCCCCUCGCAUCCAUCAUCCCCACCAGAAGGCUUGGUGUCGGCUGAGUCUUCUCGGACCCAGCAAGCGGCACCCGCCGCUGGUGGAGCAUGUCGCAUGCGUUGGACAAAAUCCAUGAACGAAAACGCAUUGCGGGCGUACUAUAGGGCGAAAGGGGAAGAAACUGUGGGAAUAGCGUAUAGGUCUCGGAUGCAUUGCUUUUUUGCUGAGCUGGAGCCGUCUAUCCCCGUCACGGAACAAAACCUGGCAGACCGAGUUCGGUACAUCAUGCGCUCGAAAAUAUUUGAUGAUGCCGAACUCGAACGACUACGACGUGAGGCUAUUCCGUCGUCGAAUGAAUCGGCUAUGGCUGGAGAUGCAGCUCCACAUUCGACAGACCAGCAUCCACACGUGGAAGCCGCCAUGGAUCUUCCAGUUGUGGUUAAUUCGAACGACGAUGAAAUAGUCUACCACGAACUAGAGCAAAUGAGGGGUAUAUUGGAAGAGGCGAUUUUGGAAACGCGCAGCACCCCUCUCGAAAAUCGACCGCGACUUCCCCGCAUACCCUUAAGCAAGCGAAAUCGGGCUGUCGUGAGGGCUCUUAACCCAAUGCUGGUGACCUAUUUGGAAGCCAGCCGGGACCUUUGCGAGACGGACUCGAUUCUCUUUGGCGCCGCAGUGGCAGUUUGCCGUAUUAUUGGCGCCAAACUUCCCACGGCUGGACGCGCUACUACACAAACUAACGCCAUCCCAGCCUGGAGGAAAAGAAUCGAGGACCGUAUCGCAAAGGCAAGAGCCCUUAUCGGCAGACUGACAAGCCUCAGGUCGGGUAAUAAUAGACCGAGGAUUAUGCGCACCGUUAGGAUGGCGUUUGCUGGGACAAAUAUCAGUUUCUCCCAGCCGGAUAUCACGCAGAAACUAACGGAGCGCAUAGACGACCUGAAGCAAAAGAUCGCUGCUUGGGGGGAAGCGGAUUCGACGAUUUUCCGAGGGGUCAAGGCGGUUCAACCAGAAUCGUCUCUUCCAGAGUGA